UAUUUUAAUAAUUUGUUCUGAUUUAAUUUGUAGGGUUAAUUAUAACAGUACAGCAAACAAUGUAAUUGAGAAAACUAAAAUAUGUCAUAACAACAUGUUUUCUACCCAAUUUUAUUCAUUCUCUGAGCACCAACCAUCUCUGUGACCUUGCCCAGCAAGCCAUAUUCCACGGAAGGUGUGACCCAUUUCCCCAUUACAGUUACAUUACAGUCUUGCCCAAGUCAACUAUUGCUGUCUGUUCAACGUGAGAAUUUUGCAGUGAUGGAUUGCAAUCAUAAAUCAGAAUUUCGUUUUUUUAACUUCCUGAUUUACACAUAUUGAGGUCAAGUUGAUAUCCUGGUUGACUCUACACUAAACGCAAAUUAAAUCCCGAAUUUAAUAAUAACCUCACUUACAUAACUUUUCCAAGUGUGCUCUGUCGACCAUAAUGCAUCCCAUUGCCAAUACAAACCAGCAGCAAUAAAUUAAAACAUUGGCAAAUGAUAGUAAAGGACAAAGCACAGAAAACUAGUCAAGACCAAGCUCUCUCAGAAUCAGUGAUUAUGCAACAUAAGUUUGGAAAACAUUCCCUUUGCGAUUCGCGUCAUGGCCUCUUUAACUAAACAUUGCACUAGCAAUUACAGAGGCAACUCCUUCCUCUUGCUUUAUCUUUUUUUUUUGUAAAUCGCCUAUUUGUGGGAAAUUCGUGGCGUUCAUUCAAAUGAACUUCUGUUUUGAAAAUUGACUUUUGUUCCCACUGUUAUGUGGGUAAUUUUUUAGCAUAAAGAUUGUUUUAACUACGAGAAAACUCCCAUUGUUUGUUCGAAUAGUGUAAGACACUGGGAACGAGCAGAGGAAUCCUGGAUAUUGAUUGGCUGGUUAAAUAGAGGCCUAUUAGUUUCAGUCAGGCUAGAUUGAUUAUACAGCAGUAACUGGAGCAUAGACGCAGAGAGAGCACCACCAGAACCAUGUGAUUGUCAGAAGCCUGAUCGUUCUGAUACCUAUCUCACUAUGGACGCUGGAGGGGUUGGAGAGCUGCACAUUUCCACUGUCAUGCUGAACGCUGUCAGCAUCCUGGAUCCCUGGAACUGAAGAGAGACGGCGGGAGAGGGAAGGGGAGCGAGCUGCUGGAGGAGAAAGACGAGGGAGAGACUGCACCUUGCAGAGCUUCUCUGCAGCCGUUCAGCUCUAAGCAUCCGAAGAAGCUGCGAAGGGGACGGACCCUGAAGCCUCGAGGUGCUUUGAAGCGGCUGAAAGCUUUAGUUAGAGCUGCAGCAAGUAUUUUAAACAGCUUGUUUUUGCAUUACUGCAUACAUGAAAGGAACCCAUGGUAAACGUCACAGAUGUGUGCUCUGAAGAUGUGUUCUGCAAGAGGAUGUCACAUCUUUGGCAAGAUUGACAAGUUCACAUUUGUGUAUCACUGAGGAGCUUCCUUGACACCUUCUCCAGGAUCGUCAGACAUGUUAAGUCCUGGGAAGAUUUGUUAAGGUCAUCUGUGGACCAGCAGCAUCUUGCGUAUGGGAUAUUAUUUCCAUGAUGUGAAUAAAUACAGAUAUUUUUGCCAGUGGAAGGUCAAACCAUGGAAGUGCUCAGAUCUGCUCAGGUCGGCUUCUGAUAUUGGAUUUAACUGUGCUGGAGUUGCACUUAGAAAAACUUCUGCCAACACCAGAAGAAUUUCAACCAAGCUGGACUUGAUCUCACCAUGAAAAUUCCACCUAUUCUUCCUUUGUGUCCGGUGCUGCUUUGCCUUGGGAUUUUUUGCUUCCCAUCAACUCUCCAGAACUCUAUUAAGAUUACAAAAAGUCAAAACAAGCACUUAGAGGGAGAGAAACAAGUCCAUCAUCGUCCUAAACGCGGUUGGGUCUGGAACCAAUUCUUUGUUUUAGAAGAACACAUAGGGCCAGAAGCUCAGUACGUAGGCAAGCUUCACUCAAAUGCAGAUAAAGGAGAUGGAUCGGUCAAAUACAUCCUUUCAGGGGAAGGAGCUGGCUCCAUAUUUGUUAUUGAUGACAGCACAGGGGACAUUCAUGCAACGAAAAGUCUGGAUCGUGAACAGAGGGUACAUUACAUUCUGCACGCUCAAGCCUUGGACAGGAAAACAAACAAGCCUCUGGAGCCGGAGUCUGAGUUUAUCAUCAAGGUGCAAGAUAUAAAUGAUAAUGCACCAGCUUUUUUGGAGGGUCCUUACUCUGCCUCUGUCCCUGAAAUGUCUGAAGUUGGUACUUCAGUACUUCAGAUAACAGCUACAGACGCUGAUGACCCUACAUAUGGAAACAGUGCAAGAGUGGUGUACAGUAUCCUGCAGGGACAACCAUACUUUUCUGUGGAUCCCAAAACAGGAAUCAUUAGGACGGCCUUACCCAAUAUGGAUAGGGAAGCGAGAGAGCAGUAUUCUGUCGUCAUUCAAGCCAAAGAUAUGGCCGGACAGAUAGGAGGGCUGUCAGGCUCCACAACAAUUAAUAUCAUGCUGACGGAUGCCAACGACAACCCACCCAGAUUCCCGCAGAAACACUACCAGCUCUAUGUCCCCGAGUCAGCCAUGGUGGGUACAGCUGUAGGUAAGAUUAAAGCAAUUGAUCCUGACAUUGGUGUGAAUGCAGACAUGAGCUACAGCAUCAUUGAUGGAGAUGGAUUUGGCAUUUUCACCAUUACCACUGACAAAGAUACCAGAGAAGGGGUUAUUAUUCUUAAGAAGCCACUGAACUAUGAAAAGAAGAAAGUGUACACUGUGAUGAUUGAAGGCGAAAAUACUCACAUUGAUCCUCGCUUUUGGAACAUGGGCCCCUUCAAGGACACUGCCACCCUGAAAAUCAUUGUUGGAGAUGUGGACGAGCCGCCUGUGUUUUCACUCCCCUUUUAUGUGAUGGAUGUUUAUGAAAAUUCCAAACCAGGAUCUAUGGUUGGAGCAGUAACUGCACAAGAUCCUGACAGUGCCAAGAGCCUCGUCAGGUACUUCAUUGAACAUGCUGAUGAAGCAGAGGGGUAUUUCAGCAUCGAUCCUAACAGUGGGGUUAUUAAGACCACAAAGGAACUUGAUAGAGAAGAUGCACUUUGGCACAAUAUGACAGUCAUUGCAUCAGAACAUGACAGCCCAUCUCAGAUUACUCAAGUUCCAGUUACUAUUCAAGUUCUUGAUUUCAACGAUAAUGCUCCAGAGAUUGUGAAAGAUUAUGACACAAUCCUUUGUGAAAAUGCCAAACCUGGUCAGGUUAUCGAGACAGUAAGUGCUACAGACAAGGACGACUUUGCAAAUGGACCACAAUUUCACUUCUCCCUUGUUGAUACCUUCCCGCCAAACCAAAAUUUUACUCUGCGGGAUAACCAAGACAGCACAGCCAGCAUUAUGAUACGGCGCAGAAAAUUCAGUCGGCACCUACAGGAAGUGUACCAGCUACCAAUCGUGGUUUCGGACAGCGGGAGUCCCAUUCUGAGCAGCACCAGUACUCUUACUAUUAGGGUGUGUGCUUGUGAGAGGAAUGGCAAAGUUCGUACAUGCAGCACCAAAGCAUAUCUCUCUGCAGCUGGUUUGAGCACUGGUGCAUUGAUAGCCAUUCUACUCUGCAUUGUCAUCCUGUUGGCUAUCAUUGUUCUGUUCAUCACUCUGAAGCGAGGCAAGAAAGAGACACUCAUAAUAUCAGAAGAAGAUAUUAGGGAGAACGUGGUGACAUAUGACGAUGAGGGAGGAGGGGAAGAGGACACCGAGGCAUUUGAUAUCACAGCACUGAGAAACCCAGCGGCAGCCGAGGAAGUGAGAUACCGUCGGGAUGUCAGGCCAGAUGUGCAACCCUUGCCUAAACAAAGACCUCUCUCCGUCCUCAACAGCCCUGACAUCCAUGAGUUUAUUAAGCAAAAACUGCAAGAAGCAGACCUGGAUCUAAGUGUUCCUCCAUAUGACUCUCUCCAGACAUAUGCAUAUGAAGGCCAUGGAUCCACAGCAGGAUCGAUCAGUUCAUUGGAUUCGCUCACUGCACAGUCAGAACAGGAUUAUAAUUACCUUGGAGACUGGGGACUUCAGUUCAAAAAACUCUCUGAACUGUAUGGAGUGGAGAAAUCAGAAAGAACCACUUAGUUUUCAUUACCAUAGUAAAACACUGUAUGUAAAACAAAAAGUCAGAUUUUCAUUUCUUAAGCUGCAAUUGUUACACACUUUUACUGUAGCAACAAGUGCCCUUUUAAUAUUUUGAAACGUGGGUUCAACAAACAAGCAGAAGGAACGCAUUUUGAAAAUAUAAAGAAUAAACAAAAUAUUUUCCCUGGUGUAUAUUUUUUAUUGUUUAAUAAAGUUCAAUGUUCCAUAAUAAAGACACUGUGCUAUAGUUAAAAAUAGGCAGUUUGAUUCAAUAUAGAUUAGCAGAUAAAGUACUGGAGGUAAACAUGACAUUGUAGAGCUUCAGCAUUGCCUUUUCAUUCAUCUCGGACUCCAGAACUAGAUACAAUGAUGCAGUAAGUUACACUUCAUACAAAAUAUAGGCAGACAUAUAUUCCUCUAAGACCAACACAAAAAGCUGGAAUAACCCAGUGGGUCAGACAGCAACUCUAGAGAAAAGGAAUAGGUGACUUUUCAGGUCUAGAGUCUGAAGUCUCUGAAAGUCCGAAGAAGGGUCUCGACCCGAAAUGCCACCUAUCCCUUUUCUCCAGAGAUGCUGUCUGAUGGUUUGAGCUGUUCCAGCUUUUUGUGUCUAUCUUUCGUUGAAAUCAGUGACUGCAGUUCCUUCUUAAAACCCCUGUCUCACGGUGCGAGUCCACCUACGAGUGAUCCUGAGUUAAAAACAAAUCAAACUCGUGGUAAUCACGUAGAAUUAACAUAGCGAGGACCUCGGAACUCACGGAAGUAACUUAGCGACUUGCAACGCUAAUGGCAGGUACUCGGGAAACUUGUUAACUCGUGAAAAAUUUUCAACAUGUUGAAAGAUUACUACGAGUCAAAUUUACUCCUAAAGGAAAAAUUUGAAACGUUUAAACUCGUUGUAAUACCAUAGUAGCCCAUGAGUUUACCGUGGUGACUCUUGAGUCUACCGUGGGUUUGGCCUGAGUGCCAGAAGUGAAAUGUUGAAGAUUAGUCAUCUCCAGAGAACUUGGAUAGGUGACGUUUCGGGUCGGGACCCUUCUUCAAACUUUAGACCCUUCUUUCACCCGAAACGUCACCUGUCCAUGUUCUCCACAAAUACUGCCUGACACGUUGAGUUACUCCAGCACUUUGUUUUUUUUCAUAAACCAGCUUCUGUAGUUCCUUGUGUUCCAAAAUGCAAUGCUUUAUAAAUGUCUAGACAUGUUGCCUGUUUCGUGGAGUUACUCCAGCACUUUGCGUCUGUCUCCCUGGAGACCUCGUUUCCCACGCAAUGUGACAUCUACCGUGCAUACAUUGCCAACUGUUGUUUUGGCGGCAGCAACAUAAUCUCCCAGUUAGUACACUCAGUGUUGCUGAGGCCUAGUUUAUGUAGAGACAAGAAACUGCAGAUGCUGGAAUCAUGAUCAUAAAACACACACAAAGUGUUGGAGGAACUCACACACACUGGAGGAACUCAACGGGACAGGCAGCAUCAGCGGAGGGAAUGGACAGAUGUUGAUUCGGCUCGAAAAGAAGGGACCCGAUCCGAAAUGUUGCCUAUCCAUUCCCUCCACAGAUGCUGCCUGACCCGCUGGGUUACUUCGACACUUCGGGAGUUCAUGUUAUAGGAGCAAAAUUCGGCCAUUCGACCCAUCGAGUUGCUGCAACACUUUGUGUUUCGCUCAACAUGCCAGCAUCUGUGGUCCCCCAUGUCUCCAUUUGACAGCUGGAAGAACUCAGCGGGUCAUGUAGUCUGAAGAAGGGCCCUGACCCGAAACCUCGCCAGCCUGUUUCCUUCCACCGAUUUCAUGUAGUCACUUUUCGAUAAAACCUCACCGCCCCAGUUAUUCCAAGUCCAUUUAAUUACUUUUUUUUUCAUUUUUAUUUAAUUUUUAUUAGCAGUACAGUAAAUCACAUUAAUACAUCGCAUUUUUCUUAUUACAUUAUGUUGUACCACUUCAUUUUUUGAGCUUUAAAAAAGAUAGAAAUAAAAGAAGUAAGGAAAGUAAGCAAGAAUCGUGAAGGUGCAGGAAAGUGUUAGGGGAAGAGAACCCCUUAGGGAAGGAAUUAGAGAAGGAAGUAAAGAAAAGAAAUAAGACCCUAGAAAGAAAAGAAAAAAAAAGAAAGGAAAAUCAAUCGCUCUAUUGUAACACAAAACUCCGCAAAAAAGGAUAUACCAACCGUGUUUGUAUUAAAAAUUUAUUUUAUACCCCCCAUUACCAGAUCCUGGUAGCCUUUAUGUUUUAACUUAUUAUUGCACCUUAUGCUUGUAAUAGUUCCAUAAAUGCAAACCACGUCUUUUGGAAGUGAUCUGCUUUGCAUUUAAUUCCACGUGUCUCCAUUUCAUUCAUUAAGUCGCCGGUACUGUCACAUCGUUUUCGGUCAAUACAACGGAACGGUCUGAAGAAGGGCGACAAUAGACACAAAAAGCUGGAGUAACUCAGCGGGACAGGUGGCAUCUCUGGAGAGAAGGAAUGGGUGAUGUUUCAGGUCGAGACUCUUCGACAGACUGGUAAGGGAAACGAAAGAUAUAGAUGAUGAUGUAUUGUAGAGAGAUAAAGAACAAUGAAUGCAAAAAAGUAACAAUGAUAAAGGAAACAGACCAUUGUUCGCUGUUCGUUAGGUGAAAAUGAGCAGCUGGUGCGACGUGGGUGGAGGAGGGAUAGACAGAGAGGGAAUGCCAGGGUUACUUGAAGUGAGAGAAAUCAAUAUUCAUACCACUGGGCGGUAAACUGCCCAAGCGAAAUAUGAGAUGCUGUUCCUCCAAUUUGCAUUUAGCCUCACUCUGACUGGCGAAGACCUCGGACAGAAAGGUCAGUGUGGGAAUGGGAAGUGUUUGGCAACUGGGAGAUCAGGUAGGUCCAGGUAGCAACCGGGAGAGUCACGAUCCGAAAUGUCACCCAUUCCUUCUCUCCAGAGAUGCUGUCUGACCCUCUGAGUUACUCCAGCUUUUGGUGUCUAUCGUCAGUGCAAACCGGCAUCUGCAGUUCCUUCCUACACAACAAAACAGUACGAGGAGCGGUUAAUGUUAGAGGCUGCUCACUAACCUCACUAUGUUUACAUCGUCCUCUCUAGUAAUGAAUGAAUAUCAUUUGGUUACCAUAUUAUUGACUACAACCGCCCGUUUAAAAACACUAAUGACUGCUCUUUAAUUCCAGGAUAUUUGCCUGGAAACAUAUUGCAUGUUUUCGUUCAGUGAGAUAAUUCAAUUUUAAUAGACUUAAAGCCCUGUCUCAUGGUAGGAGCUGACCCACGAGGUACCCCGAAUGAAAGACUCGUGGUUGUGUACGAGAUCCCAAGUGUAUGAUCAAGAGUUUAACCGAGUUCCCACGGGUAUGACAAGUUUGCCGUUUUCUGCGAUGUUCCAAGUUCAUCUCCCGAGUUACUAACUUCCUCUCCCGAGUUACUCUUGAGUAACUACCAGGGUAGUGGGAGAUGGUGGCAGAAAUAUUGAAUGGAACACAAGUCUUGCUGUAUGUAGACUCUGCAGAAACCUGGUGGGUAUGAGAGGUUUAGAGGGAUAGAGGCCAAAUGUGAGACAAGGUCAUCACUCAGCCUUCUGCACUGCAAAGAAAAAAAAAACUCAAACCUAUCCACCUUCUUCUUGCAACCCAAGCCCUCCAGGAAGGACCUAGCUUGGCAUGAACUAGUUGGACCGAAGGGGUGGCAAAUUCAUUGCGAAAUUCGAUUUAAUAACAACUGCAAGAUUUUAAACGGGAAGCUUGCGCAUUUGGCACUUUCAUGAAUGUUGAGCGUUCCCGAGAGCUUGUGAAACUAAACGGAAAAUGCGAUGGAUAAAGUUGCAUGUUAAAAACUGCAAGUUGUUAGAGAGUCGCCCGAGAGGUGGGCAGCACUGGAGCAGUGAUACCCAAAGCAUUUAUUUCUACUUUAGUGCCAGCAUAGUUCACAACACACAAGGAUUAUGUGUGCCAUGUAUUCGUGUGAAUGAAGCGUGUUAGUGGGCGGGCAGUGUGUAAUAAGGCAAGCAAGAUGGAUAACAAUACCAUGGGACAAACUGGAGUCAUACAUAAACAAUAAAGAAUUGGACUCGAGAAUAGAAAACUCACCACUAACCAAAGCUUCGGCGGUCGCCAUGUGCAUGAGCGUAUCGAAUUUUCGCAUUUAAAGCCACUGACAAAGCUGUGUGUUCCCAGGGCCAGGUAAAACAUGCAGGUGGGCGGGGCUACCACCAGCGUUGCUGAGAGUGAGUUCAGUGGCUCACAAAGUCAUCGAUCUGUGGAGGCUCAGGCCUGGGGUGCGAUCACAGAUAGAAUCAAACAGCCCUAUUGCACUCGGAGGAGUCAGGCUCAAAGGAUUCC
This is a messenger RNA of Leucoraja erinaceus (little skate), 8346 nucleotides long. RefSeq names its product cadherin-18-like. The transcript is spliced from 13 exons. The record is from RefSeq and is a predicted model, not a curated record. The coding region runs from base 1682 to 4048 and encodes 788 amino acids. Gene Ontology annotation, biological process: homophilic cell-cell adhesion; multicellular organism development; calcium-dependent cell-cell adhesion. NCBI's taxonomy places the organism in Eukaryota, Metazoa, Chordata, Chondrichthyes, Rajiformes, Rajidae. Gene Ontology annotation, cellular component: plasma membrane; catenin complex; adherens junction. Gene Ontology annotation, molecular function: cadherin binding; calcium ion binding.